UGAUAAUGCCUUUCUUAGAAUCCAUGCUAUCCGGUUGACGUCCGUUUAAAAGACGUCAGACAAAGGCGUAUCUUUGUUCUUUCAGGUGAGCUCUUGCAUGACAAGGUUAGGGACUGUUCGGAAAUAGGGAAGCGGCCACGUGAGACAGUUCCUAAACAUACUCGUCUCUUACUAAUGGCGUCGGACCCUUAGUGUUUAUAUGUGCCUUGCCAGUUCGUUGGUUGAAUUACGUUGUUUUUGUUACGGUUUAACUUUGUUGAGACAGCCCACGCUACCGACCAACCGUAGCGGUUAUUGAGUCAUGAACGGUCCCCUUAGGGCUGCCAAGUGGGAUGAAACACGGGUCGUCAUAUAUUGUGUACCCACCACUAGUACGUACCCACCAGCUGAACUGCCGGGGGCAAAUAGCUGAGGGCUUUGGCCCCCUGAUGGACGGUUUGGCUCUGACAGUGCUUCGAUCGAGGUCUGGUGGUGGUAUUUGGAGCAGAACGUUCGGUAGGAAAGCAGGCUAGAGCAGUCCUACAAACGUGCACACGUGUGUGGCCUAGUUGUGGCGUCCUUGGGCAACUGUUAUGGCCGGGAGGGAUGGAGGGGGCGACCCUGUAGUUAGUGAAGCCGGCGGGACAGAGCGCACGGCUGCCGGUAAACACCACCACCACCACCGCCGACUCUCCUUCUCCGGUAUCCGCACCUCCCUUCGCAGGUCCUCGGCGGCCCGGAGAAGCUCCCACGGCGCGGACUCCGACAGAAUGAGUGAAGAGGAGAUUCAAGAGUGGAGAGAUGCAUUUGACGUGUUCGACAGAGACAGAGACGGUGCCAUCAGCGCUAAAGAGUUAGGUUCAGCUAUGAGAUCGCUCGGGAUGGAUCCUUCAGAGUUUGAAAUCCAGGAGCUUCUGAACGAAGUAGACACCGACGGAACGGGCACGAUCUACUUCUCCGAGUUCCUCGCCCUGGUCACGAGACCCAUGGACGCCGACCAGGAGCUUGAGAACGAGCUGCGCGAGGCAUUUCGGGUAUUCGACAAGGAGGGCAACGGCUUCAUCAGCGUUCCAGACCUUCGUCACGUGAUGAUGAACAUCGCAGACAAGAUGGCGGAGGAGGAGGUGGAUGAAAUGAUGGAGGAGGCAGACGUGGAGGGGGACGGGCAGGUCUGUUACGAAGAGUUCAUACGGCUCAUGAUCAACAAGUGACUUGUGAAUACCAUUAAGAAACACACACACGACUAUGAACUCUACAUGGCGUAUGAUUUGGUGUGUACUUGGGAAUAUCAUGAUCAACAAGUGACGAUAAACGUGGUUGACCCGCUGCGUUAUGACUUGCACUCGGAAAGUUGAAGGAGCGUUGACAAGAGCUGUUAUUUGUCAUGGAGCCGCACAGGGGCGCUGUGAACUGAGGACAUUUUACUCGACCACUGAACGAGUAAUCUAGAACUUAGUACAAACGGCAACGGGGGUCCAUUGACCGUCUGUAACCUACGGGGGCUAACUGGUUACAGACGGUCAAAAUCUACUGUGUAACAAAUAAAUAUUAGGCUUAGUAAAUGAGAACCUGCGCAAUAAAUGAACAGAU
Molecule: messenger RNA, 1569 nt
Organism: Branchiostoma belcheri (Belcher's lancelet)
Lineage: Eukaryota; Metazoa; Chordata; Leptocardii; Amphioxiformes; Branchiostomatidae
Product: calmodulin-A-like
Exons: 3
Coding region: 573-1190 (205 amino acids)
Molecular function (GO): enzyme regulator activity; calcium ion binding
Source: RefSeq, a predicted model, not a curated record